Hydatigera taeniaeformis is the source of this 1413-nucleotide messenger RNA. The record is from the annotation of a GenBank genome assembly. NCBI's taxonomy places the organism in Eukaryota, Metazoa, Platyhelminthes, Cestoda, Cyclophyllidea, Taeniidae.
AUGACAUUUACGGCGCUCAUCCUAUUCGGUACGCUCUCAUCAACUCGUGUGAGCUAUGGAGAACGAGCACAAGUGACAUUCAGGCACCUCUACUUUCGUGAGUGGGAUCCGCAAUUCGAAACACUACCCUAUCCACCCAGCACUGGGGUCUACGGAUUCUAUACCCGAGAUGAAUUUUACGAGGGUCUCGGCUUCGCUUUGCGACGGUACAACGAAACCGAAUCGCUUUCACUUAGUGGCUACACUUUCAGCGAUGCCAGGCGUCCUGUCACCGUUUGUGUUGAACAAUUUUGCCUACUGCCUCGUCUAACUCUACGAAAUGUGGGCGAUUCUCCAGUAGUAGUUUGCAAAACUCUCAGUCUCAUUGACUUCUCCGAAAGUGAAAUCUCUGAUUGGAAACAUACGGAGGCAUUUUUUCACCAACAGGGAUUAAAUCUUGACUUCGCAAGGUUUCGGAAACUCUCACUCAAUUUCUCCCUUUCCUCGCCUCCAAUACAUCACAUCGACUGGGAUAGGAGUAUCGAGUGCUUUCAAUUCAGUGUGCAUGUCCUCUUCGACAACAGCGGUCAAACGGGCCAGGUGGUGGGAACAUUGACCGCUGCUCCCAUCGAGGUAGUUUGUGGCCUCUCUGGUGUCGUACGGCGUGUCAAUGAGCCUGAGGUCGCACCAACACUGCACCGCAUAGUUCACCUAGUAGUGGAUCUCCUUGCCUUCAACUCCUCCCUCCUCUCUUUGGGGCUCUGCGUAGUCUCACUGCAUCGAACUGUUCGACUGUGGAAGAGAACUAAAGGCUUCUUUGAAGAGUAUUAUGGAAUACGGUUGAAGGGACUCUUCUUCGACUUUGUCAAUCCUUGGCUCUUCGUAGUCAUUGGAGGCGAUCUUCUUAUUAUCUCUGGCUCUACCUUUAAGCUUGUGCACAGCAAAGACAUCUUACAGGCCUACAUCGAGUUGUCCUACCUCCUGGGCUUGGGAACCCUUUUAGUGUGGAUUAGCAUUCUUCGCUAUGUCGAGUUAGCCUCUCAAACGCACCUUCUCUUGAGGACAAUCAAGCGUUCAGUCCCAGGUCUGCUUCGAUUUUGUGCCUGUGCUCUUGUUCUCUACUUUGCCUUCGUCUUUCCUGGUUGGGUGAUACUGGGACCCUUCCACAUGAAGUUCCGCUCAUUUACAUCCACUCUUGAGUGCCUAUUCAGUUUGAUUAAUGGUGAUGACAUGUACACCACAUUCGCCACUAUUGACACAGCAAAGGGUCUGGGAAUAUUCCUCUUUUCAAGGGUCUUUCUCUACGUCUUUAUCACACUAUUCAUAUACGCUGUACUGAACAUUUUCGUGACUAUUAUCUUCGAGGCCUAUGAGGAGGUUCGGGUAAGCAGCAAUGCUGUUCUGACUGAUUUAUGUCAUGCUACUUGUAUUUAA